CUUUUACAUAUUAUAAUUAUUAAUUUUUUUGAUUUAUUUAUAAAUCAUAAACAAACACAAAAUAAUAUAGAUUAUUAGAAUUUAAAAAUUACGAAUAUUACAAUCAUCUACUUACUACUUAACGGCAUCUCACUUUGCAGUUUCCUUUGAAAUAUCUAACUAUAGCAGCUUAAAAAUAUUAAUAUAAAAUACAGCAUAAUACCUACAAUGUCUAGUAAUUCACCACCCAACAAAAAAUUUAAGAAAACAAGUUCCGAAGUUAGCACUUCCAAAACUAGUAACUUUUUAAAUGAUGUAGAAGCAGAGCGUAAGAAAACAGCUCCUUCUAUAAUGGAAUUUAAAUUCAAUAAGAAACGUGUGCGUGUGUUAUCUGAACAGAAAGAAGUCCCUGAAUGGGCUGAAGGGGUUAUUUAUUGGACAUUCAGAGAUGAACGUAUUCAUGAUAAUUGGGCAUUGCUAUAUGCACAAAAAUUAGCAAUCAAAAACAAAGUUUCAUUACAUAUAACAUUUUGUAGACUAAAACAAUUCUUGAACUGUAGCUUACGACAUUAUAAACACAUAUUUCAAGGCUUGGAAGAAUUAGAAACUGGUUGUAAAGAAUUAAAUAUUCAAUUUCAUUUCUUAAUUGGUUGUGCAGCAGACGUACUACCAGAUUUUGUAAAGAAGCACAAACUGGGUGCAAUUGUUGUAGAUUUCAUGCCUGUACGAGAACAUAUGUCAUGGACUAAACAAUUAGCUGAUCGUAUUGGAUCUGAAGUGCCAGUAAUACAGGUAGAUGCUCAUAACAUUGUUCCUUGUUGGGUGGCAUCUGACAAACAAGAAUAUGCUGCUAGAACAAUACGAAACAAAAUCAAUAACAAAUUACCAGAGUUUUUAACAGAAUUCCCACCAGUGAUCAAACAUCCAUUUAACAGUAAAUUUAAAGCUCAGCCAACAAAUUGGGAUGAAGCUGAUAAAACCCUGGAAGUAGACCGUAGCGUUGUAUCCGUGCCAGGUCUGACUGCUGGUUUCAAAGCUGGUAUGAGUGAAUUAGAAAAUUUUCUGAAAAAGAGAUUGCCAAAAUAUUCUACAGAUCGAAACAAUCCAGUCAAAGAUGGUCUUAGCAAAUUGUCACCUUGGUUGCAUUUUGGUCAGAUAUCAGCUCAAAGAUGUAUCUUAGAAGUUAGUAAAUUAACAAAACAGUACCCAGAAAGUGUGGCAGCUUAUAGAGAAGAAGCGAUUGUUCGACGAGAACUCUCUGACAAUUUUUGUUUCUACAACCCAAAGUAUGAUAAGAUUGAUGGUGCACCAAAUUGGGCUCAAACCACCUUAAAUGAUCAUAGAAAAGAUAAAAGAAUGUUUGUGUAUACCAGAGAAGAGUUGGAGAAGUCACGUACGCAUGAUGAUCUGUGGAAUUCUGCUCAAAUACAGUUGGUAAAGGAAGGCAAAAUGCACGGUUUCCUUCGCAUGUACUGGGCAAAAAAAAUACUUGAAUGGACUGAUACUCCAGAAAGAGCAUUAGCCGAUGCAAUUUAUCUCAAUGACAAGUAUAGCAUGGAUGGUCGUGACCCAAGUGGGUUUGUUGGAUGUAUGUGGUCAAUAUGUGGUAUUCAUGAUCAAGGGUGGAGAGAACGAGACAUUUUUGGAAAAAUUAGGUAUAUGAACUAUGCAGGAUGCAAGAAAAAGUUUGACAUAAACGCUUUCAUAGUUAGAUAUGGUGGUAUGGUUCAUAAAUAUACUAAAAAAUAAAUGUUAAAAUAACAAGUUGUAUCAGUUUUUUUUUAUUCAUUUUGAAUUUUUUUACUUAAAUUUAAAUGUUAACAUCACAGUAU
Molecule: messenger RNA, 1811 nt
Organism: Rhopalosiphum maidis (corn leaf aphid)
Lineage: Eukaryota; Metazoa; Arthropoda; Insecta; Hemiptera; Aphididae
Gene: phr
Product: deoxyribodipyrimidine photo-lyase
Exons: 8
Coding region: 208-1728 (506 amino acids)
Biological process (GO): photoreactive repair
Molecular function (GO): deoxyribodipyrimidine photo-lyase activity
Source: RefSeq, a predicted model, not a curated record